GUGGUGCUUGAGUCGAGAGAGUGUCGCUGUGGUCGGAAACGCCACGCUGCUCCCCGAACGAGGAUCGACCAAAAUCGCUUCUGACAUCAAGAUGACACCGGGACACGAAUUCUUGGUUAAACUCGAGACAGCUGAAGCUGAAAUUCGGGCACGCAGUGAAAAAAUCAAUCAUCUACAAACCGCACUGCCAGAAGAUAACAGGGAGGAUAUCUCGUCACGCAUCGACAUGGCUGUCGGGUCAGGAGCUUUACUCCUUAAAGGAAAAUGCAAACAGUUCCGCGAGCUCUGUUUAAAAAAUAUCGCCGAGGCCGGCGCUGUGAAAGACAAGGAGUCUUCGGCCCAGUUUCCCACGACGGAAGCAGACCUGGAAGGUUUCUGGGACAUGAUUUCACUCCCAAUCCAGAAAGUUAUGGAGAGUUUCACAGCGAUUGAGCGUCUCAAAGAGAACGGCUGGCGGGAACCCGAAGAGAAUACGUCCGACACUAAGAAAACGACCAAAUCUGCCGUACAGAAGAAGAAGCCCCUUGCGUCGAAGAACGACGCGGUCGAAAGCAACAAGCAUAAUGAAGAAGCUCGCAGACGACUGAUGGAGUUCAAGAAAGCCAUCAAAAACCGGCAAGAGAGGGAACUCGCACCGAAAGACCCCCUCAUAAUCGAAUGAUAUCGUACCUAUCUUCCUACACACUCAUGCAUACAUAGAGGACGCGGGAUCUUUUCGAGCAAUUUCUGUAUUCCGCGGAAAUUUUUGAACCUGAAGCGCACGUUGCAGCCUAAUAGGCUGAAUCCUGAUCGUAAUCAGGAAUGUUCCCAUGAUUUCACCAUAAAUGCGGUCUUUCUGCUAGGAUUUGAUAUAAAAGAGGGAUUAUUUUACUCAA
Molecule: messenger RNA, 875 nt
Organism: Galendromus occidentalis (western predatory mite)
Lineage: Eukaryota; Metazoa; Arthropoda; Arachnida; Mesostigmata; Phytoseiidae
Product: disks large-associated protein 1
Exons: 5
Coding region: 92-661 (189 amino acids)
Biological process (GO): signaling
Cellular component (GO): postsynaptic specialization; glutamatergic synapse
Molecular function (GO): molecular adaptor activity
Source: RefSeq, a predicted model, not a curated record